Schistosoma margrebowiei is the source of this 5452-nucleotide messenger RNA. NCBI's taxonomy places the organism in Eukaryota, Metazoa, Platyhelminthes, Trematoda, Strigeidida, Schistosomatidae. The record is from the annotation of a GenBank genome assembly.
GAUGUUGACUAUUGAACAUUCUUGAAUAGUUUACGUUCUUGUGCGCUACUCAGCUACUUAUUGCCAUAGUCAUUUGCUUUGUAGAGAAGUUGGAAUUAGAAUGUUAGCGUUUUUCCAGCGUAUUCUCGAUUGGAUUCGAAGUCUUUUUUGGAAGGAGGAGAUGGAACUAACAUUGGUUGGUCUUCAAUACUCGGGAAAGACCACUUUUGUUAAUGUGAUUGCUUCCGGGAAAUUUGAUGAAGAUAUGAUACCUACUGUUGGUUUCAAUUUGCGUAAGGUUACUAAGGGGAAUGUCACUAUAAAGGUAAAAUAAUCCGUAGUAUUAAAUGCCUUCAGAUGUGGGAUAUCGGUGGUCAACCUCGUUUCAGGAGUAUGUGGGAGCGGUAUUGCCGCGGAGUCAAUGCGAUUAUGUAAAAUUCACAGUUGUUGUACAUAUUUUAUAUAGUUAUAUGGUAGAUGCUGCUGAUCAUGAGAAACUAGAAGCUUCGCGCAACGAGCUUCAUGGUUUGCUUGACAAACCCCAGUUACUUGGUAUCCCUGUUCUGGUAUUGGGAAACAAAAAGGAUUUGCCAAAUGCUUUUGCGGAACAUGAGCUAAUUACAGCUCUCAAUCUAGGGGCUAUUACUGACCGUGAGAUAUGUUGUUACUCUAUCUCAUGCAAAGAGCAAGAAAAUAUAGGUGAGAUUAAUCUUAUUAUCAACUCUUGAGUUGUUAUAUUGCUUUGUCAAGACUGAAACAUAACUUUCAUUUCCAGUUGCAACUACCCUCCUGACUGUCCUGAUACAGCUUGUUGUAUGAAGUGACAUUGUGUAUUCAAGUUAUUCCUCCUUACUUCUAUUGACUGAAGUACCUGCGUCUGUAGCUGUUGAUCUCAGUGACUGAUUUAAAAGAAUCUGGUUGUCUUUGUACUCAAACGGCUCUGUGACAUUCUGGAGUCUUUCAAAGAACCGUUUUUAUUGAAAUUAAAUACAUUAAACUCAUGUUUAGGAUAGCAGUUUUCUGAUAACUGAAUAUAAUUGUUUAUCCUUAUCAGCUUUAUUAAUUUCAUUUAUUAGGUAGUAUAAUGUCAUAUUCCGCUUUCAAACAACCGACUGACUAAAUUCAACCUAACCGACAAGCUACAGGACUCGAAAUCAAACUCGAUGCCCAAUAUUUUUGGAAUAAAUAUGUCAAUAACUUUUUAAAAAAAUACUGGUAUAUAUUAUGUGUUUAACUUAAAGUCAAUAGUUUGAGAACGUGGACUGCAUUCUGCUUAUUACAGUUUUAGUAAAAAUGAUUGGUUCGGCGAAGAGUUUGCUUUUCAACAAACUCACUUUCGAAUCUGUAAAAUCGCAAAUAUAUACUUAUUUUUCAAAAUAAUAGUAACUACAGUAAUACUGAUAUUAAAAUCCUGUUAAACAUGGCAACAAUCCGGUAGAACGAACAAAGUUUAUUUAUUUGAGCACAUAAAUAUUGGUACAAAGGGACACCGAAUGCAUAUGUUCCACACGAGUCACUUGAUUUGUAUGUAGGUUUUGAUACUGCCCGAGUGCUCAAACAGAAGCAGGUGGUUUUCUUAAGGGACCACACCCCGAGCCUUGACCUGGUCUGAUCCACAUGGCAGUCGAGCAACAUCAGGAGAUGCAGUCCCAUGGUAGCCGGUGACCAACGAUCGGUUCAUGCACCAUUUGUUCCUUCAGGAUCUUGGAGACUAUGUACAUCAUUGAUUUGGAAUCAGAGUUUUUCAACUCUCCAUGGUAAAAGAAGAGGUUGUACCAGUUUUUCUUGGAGAAUAAUUCUGGUUUUCCCCGAUAAAACAAUCCUUAUUUUAUGUCCUAAUGAGUAUAUUCAGUCUAGGUAAACAAUUUAUAUCAGCCGACACAAUAGACAUGGUUCAUAACGUAGUUCAUGAUUGUAAGUAUCAGUGUCAAUAAUAUUAUUCCCAGGUCUCAAAUUGUUAAGCCACUAGAACGUUCGUGGAGAUCUAUUCAUAUUACUCAGCGUACAUCACAGAUCUUUUUGCAAAAACUCAUUCGUAAAUGUAGUUCUUGUUUGUUUUUGGGUCAUAUCCUAUUAUUUCUUUGUUUUGUUUUUACUGGUACUGCUAGUCAUGCUUGUCAUUUAGCUUUUCUUCACUCUGUUUUAGACAUCACACUCCAAUGGCUAAUUAAACAUUCUAAAUCUAACCGAUAAAAGUAAUAGAUUUGACAUAAUACAUUUCUCCGAUUGAUAAUAAUCUCCAAUUCACCCAAUGAAUAAGUUAAAAUACCAUCUCUGGCUGGAUAUUAAACAUUAUUGACAGUCCGAGUUAAUUUUUGAUUUACACGUUAUUUUUCUCAUAUUUUGGUCAUUAUGCGAAGAUUUAAUUAAAUUCCAUCUGUAAUCCCGAUAUACCUUCGUAACCACUCACAGGAGAAUUGAAAUAAAAAAUCUCAUCUUAUUUCAUUGUGUAAUAAAUUUCUUUACGGGAAUAAACUGUUACGUACACAAUCAUCUUCGUAUUCACAUUCCUUAUAUUUACUUCAUUAUAAACUUGAACUAAACAAAAAUAUUUCUGUUAUCUCACUUCAUUGAAAAUAUGUAUGACUGCUAUGUGCAUAUUAUUUUUGUAUGCUUUAAUUGGAAAAUGAUCAAUGUGUAUGAUCAGUAGUAUCUUGUUUCUUGAUUCAUCUCUAAUUAUUUCAACUCGGUAGUGGGUAAAAACGAAGUGAUUAGUGAUUACUAUUCGUUGUUUCGUUGCUUUUCUACUGAACUAGUGCCGCAUUUGUUUUUAUCCUUAAAUACCUGAUUUCCGUUUUACUUUAUUUGUGUUUUUACUUCACUAACUUUCAAAUUAACCUUCCACUUUUUGAAUAUAGUCGGUUUGUUUUUGUGUCUCUUUUUUGGUCAGUCAGUUUUAAUUACAGUAAACCAAACACUAAGCUUAUUUGAAUGUAAUAGGUUUUUUUUAGGGAUGCUAGUAUUCUCUAUUUUCUAUGCAUAAUAUACAUUAAAGCCACAAAGUCAACAGAUAUAAUGUAUUCUAAUGAUUUUUUGUCUUAUUAAUCAUACUGGUGACAAUUUAUUUUCGUUAUAGAUUAAAUCUAAUGCUAAUCUCCUUUUUGGUCUAUAAUUUAAUCAGUCCAUAUAUUUUUCCGCAUCCAUCUGAACGCGUUUUUCAUUUGCUGAUAAGAUGCAUAGGUAGUAACUUUCAGACUUUUCGUUAAGUGGCUUUAAAUCUAACGUAAGCAAAGGUAGCUGUAAAUUGAUAGGGGGAAGAGUUCCUUGUGAAAUAUUAUAUUAUAUUCAUAACACAUUGAGUGAUGACUUAUGAACCGUAUACUACUGUACUGAGACUAUGAUCCAUCAAUCAUAACGUUAUAAGUAGUAAGAGCUAAAUGAUUAAUGUUUGGACAGAUACAUCAAUGUUGGACCUAUUAUAAAUGUGUGUUGAUCCACGUCGCCAAACCACAUUAACACAAUCAGAUAAAAUUAACAAAAUAUAUAGUGGAGUCGAAAUAGUGUAGCAAAGAUCAUGAUUAAGAAGACUAAGCGUUGAUACUGUGGUUCAAAAAGACAAUCGUUUAUAUGAAAGGAUGCUGACAUUCAAGAUCUAGAGUUAUCGAGCAAAUCCCAACCAAAUAAUCUUCAUCUAUCAGCACGGCUCAUAUCUGCAGUCUGUAACUUCAUGGGACAAAUCCUGACCAUUUCAGUCGAUAAAGGUUUACAAGCCCAUCCAGCAUCUACUUCUAUGCAGUAUGUAAGCUGGUAUACAUUUAGGUUGUAAGAAAUUUAAGAACGGCCGGACAAUGGCAUGGAAUCAUCCCAUGAAGUUGCAGACUUCAGAUUUGGGCCAAGAUGGUAGGUGAAGAUUAUCUGGUUGGGAUCCGCUUGAUAACUGCGACCAGUGGCUGGUAUUGGGUAGUUUCCCUGAAAAUCGGUCACAAUGGUGUGGAUUUCAUUCACUCGUUAUCUUCCUUUGAAUCCUGUAUUUCAGAUUUAUUGUGUACUUUCCAAUUCUCUGUUAAAUACAUUCUUCUUAAAUCAUAUUCUCUGUGCUUAAGGUUUUUUUUAAUAUUGCUGAUGACGCCAUUAUUUCUCCUUUUGUAUUCACGUUGAUACUUUCAUCUUUUUAUGCUGAUGCGGUGUAACAACUUGGAUUGAUUCAUAUUUGUCCCAAAUAAUAUGUUGCUUAUGACUAAAUUAUGACCAGUUAUAUAUAUUUGCUACUGCCAACAUCACAUUUUGUGUACUCAAUAUUUUAAAAAAAUUCUUAGGAACGAGUGAAUCAGUGUUUAUCCCUAAGUUAAUUCACUUGAUAUACUUUAAGAAAUAGAAAACAGGAACAUUUAUGAGAUAAAAUGAAUUCUCAGUUCUAUUCAUGACUUCACAUUCACACCAUUUUUAAUACCGGGUGAGAUUAAUCUGAAAACUGGUGAUUAAUAAAUCAAAAAGUGUAAAUCACUUCUGAUUUAUAUAUGAUUGAGAAGAAUGUAGAGAGAAAAAUCACUAGCAAUCAUUGACCGAUUUUGCAAUACGUAAAAAUCUAUAGAAAUUAGUCUCAACAGUUGGAACCAAAAAGGUAACACUAAAUAAAAAAUCACUUUCCAGUUUUGCACAGUUCACGGCAGCAUGUAAGAAAUACCAAAAAUUCAUUUUGUCCUACACAUAUUUAUGCAUAAAUUUUGUUCUGUAUUAUUUUGAUGGUUAUAAAUGACAAAAUAAUUUGAAAAACAGAUUUACAAAAUAACUCAAUCCAAAAUUGUACAUUAUCUGAUUCUUAUUUAGAAGUAACUUCAUGAUAUCAUCCUCUCUAGUGUAAGAUUUAGAAGUGCUAGAUUCAAUCCUGUGUGUACUGUGUUUUGGAUGUGUUCACAACUAAUACGCCACAAUGUAGGAUCCGUAAAUUAAAUGAUGAGCAAAUCAUUCUAUCCAAAUGUUAUCGAUUUGUGAUGAAAAUUAUUUUUCGAAAAUGUUUAUGUGAACUAAAGAAUUAACUUGGAAUGUUGUUAUACCAUUAUUACUUCUAGUUCUUUUUUUAGAAUAUAGUUUCAAUAUUUCAACCUUGAGACUGAAUAAUAAGUUUCUCCUUCAUAUUGUCAUUUAGUAAAUAAUACUAUGUUAUACUGUAAUAUAUUGACAAACAUCGAGAAUAUUUUAAUAUAUUGUUACAUUAUCUUAAUUCUAUGUUAAUCUUAGAACAGGAUAAAUUUGAAAGGUUACAUUCUCACUCACUGUAAUUCGUGUUCUGUCUUUAGUUCUAUAUGAUAAACAUUUGGUUCUAAUUCAGAGUGAUUUUUUACUCAAUAUAAUCUUCAUUUUAUUUUAGUGUGACAUUUUUUGCAAUAAUUUAGUGCAAACUUCAUUCAGUAUAACGUGCAGCACGUAUUUUGUUUUAAUAACUCUAUUCAUUUUAGUAUUUUUUCCUAUUUCGAUUAUUUGUGACAUUCAUAAAAUGUCAAUAAAAUCGAUAUAUAAAUGAACAUAUUUUGAU